Messenger RNA from Aphis gossypii (cotton aphid), 669 nucleotides. RefSeq lists its product as uncharacterized. The transcript has 3 exons. The record is from RefSeq and is a predicted model, not a curated record. Bases 1 to 669 code for a protein of 222 amino acids. NCBI's taxonomy places the organism in Eukaryota, Metazoa, Arthropoda, Insecta, Hemiptera, Aphididae.
AUGUUAAAUGUACAUUCAUUGUUAAAACCUCCUAAAAGUGGAAAUUGUAAAGUAGACAAAGAAAACAAAUCAAUAUUAGACAUUACUGAUUUAAAAGAAUUGAUGAAUGACACAUCAGUAAGAAAAGAAAAAGUUCAAAAAUUGAAACAAAAAAUCGCUAUUUUAAUAGAAGAAGGUGAUGAAGAUCCUGAAGAUAUUUUUCUUGAACAUGAUUAUACAAAAAGCACUGUUUUUGAAUGUGUUGUAUAUUAUUUAGGAGGAUACCUGGCCAAACGAUUGAGUAAAAAAAAUAAGUGCACAUUAUGUAUAAGUGGAUUAAAAAAUAAUAAUCCAGAAAUAAACACUAAUAAAUCUGAACUUGUUGAAAUGAAAACUAGAGGGUUUCUUACACACCCAAGUGGAAAUAUGUAUAAUAUUUUACAAGUGCUAGAGGCUAGUUUUCAAAAACAUUGUAGUGCUCCUGAUGUAUUUGAAAAUACGUACAAUGAAUUCCUUUUAGCUUCAACAAAUUUAAAAUUUCCAUGUGAAAAUCACAAGACUGGUGUGAUGGUGGAAAUAUUCACUUCCUACAUCUGUAUGCGUAUGAGACAAUACACAUAUAUGGAAAACCAAAAGAACAAAAAAUUAAAUAGGACUAAGAAAAAAUUAUCAAAGCUUGUUUCUUGUUAA